Messenger RNA from Prosopis cineraria, 5690 nucleotides. Its product is annotated as cellulose synthase A catalytic subunit 8 [UDP-forming]-like. Lineage: Eukaryota; Viridiplantae; Streptophyta; Magnoliopsida; Fabales; Fabaceae. Gene Ontology annotation, biological process: plant-type primary cell wall biogenesis; cellulose biosynthetic process. The transcript is spliced from 26 exons. Bases 1109 to 5431 code for a protein of 1440 amino acids. The record is from RefSeq and is a predicted model, not a curated record. Gene Ontology annotation, molecular function: protein binding; cellulose synthase (UDP-forming) activity. Gene Ontology annotation, cellular component: plasma membrane; trans-Golgi network.
AUUCUAUUUGAAAUUGAAUAUUGAAAUUGAAUUACGUAGGUCAUAUCAUACUUGUUCUUGUGAAUAGUGAAAGAAAAUAGAAUAGUUGGAUCAAUCAAAGCCAUGGAAACACUUGAAAUCGGGAAACAAAGGUUUGAAAGUAGUAGUAGAAAUUGAAGAGCCUAAUAUUUAUAAAGCAUUCUGUUCGUUUCUCUAUGGGCAUCCAAAAAAACUAGAACAACUCUUAGAUUGUCUUUGUUUUGUUAAUAUUUGAGACCCGAUGUGAUUAUUUUUUUUUAAUUUUUCGUUGUGCAGGGGAUUGAAAGUAAUCUUUGAUCUAUUCCAAAUUAGUUUGGUUUACUGCCUUGCUGUUUCACAUUGAUUUAUUUGGUUGGAAAAAAAUAUUCCUUUCCACAAAAAAAAAAAAGUUGAAGUAUGGGGAAUUGAAAGAAAGAAGGCUCCAUUUGGUAUUUGGGAAUUCCAAGGACUUGUUUGGUUCAAUUUAAAAGUUUUGGUGGAAAAUCACUCUUGUUGCCAAUCACAAAUCAAAAAACUACUUUAAAAUCCUAUAUUUGUUUUUAUCGAAAUUAUCAAUUACUGCUAAAUAGUUAUUAAUUAUUAUUGCUUAAUUGUAAUUGAACAAUUCAAUUAACAAUUAUCUAACAGUGACUGAUAACUUUAAUGCAGUAAAUUAACAAUUUUGAUGAAGGACAUAGGAUUUCAAAGUAAUUUGUGAUUUCAUGAGAUUUUUUUAUAUUGAGAUUCUUUAUGUGAGAUGUUAGAAUGAUUUUUUUUUUUUUUGGGGCACAAACAUCAAUAAGCCUACAACUUGGGAACAUACUUACAUAUCCUAUACUUUCAAACAAAAACAAGACGUUUAUAUUCGUGGGCUAGCCUGCUUAAUAAAGUGAAGGCCCAGGAGAGCCCAUGCUUCGAGACUGCCACUUUGUUUAAAAAAAAAAUUAUAAGUGACCCAAAAAAGAAAUUGUAAAACGAUCGAGACUGCCAUCUCGCUCCCAUCUGCCCAUUUGAUCGUAUGCAUACCGGUGCCGGUAAGGGGCGAAGGGCGUAUGUGCCCAAUCAUAUUGUCGCUGUGACAGUUGUGAAGUUUGGGAACUGAAGGGGAGAGAUGGCCACAGAGAAGACUAAACCGAGACGACUGAGGGGUCACAAGGACACUGCUACGUUCUGUAUAGCUUCAAGCACCCGACCAGAUAUCGUCGUCACUUCAGGCGAGGAUGGUCGACUCUGCUGGUUUGAUAUGCGAUGCAGAGAAGCUCAGCUGGUUAUGGAUGCUAGCGAGGAACCCAUUUCAUCCAUGUGUUUCAGGCCAGGGAAUGAAGAUAUCAUUUAUGUCUCCUCAGGAAAGGAAGUCAAAUGUUUUGAUGUGAAUCUGGCAACCUCAUGGAAGCCUUUGGAGAGCUAUAAUUACAAUAAAGAGGAUAUAAAUCAGAUUGUAUGCAACUCAAAAUCUUCCUUUCUUGCUGCCGCAGAUGAUAGUGGUGAUGUGAAAGUAAUUGACAUUCGCCAAAAGUGCUUAUAUAAAACACUGCGAUCUGGCCACACAAGUAUUUGUAGCAGUGUGCAAUUUCUUCCUUGGAGAUCUUGGGAAGUUAUUAGUGGAGGCCUUGAUUCAAAGCUUCUAAUGUGGGACUUCUCCAAAGGGCGCUCAUCUGAGGUUAUGGAUUUUGGUUUGCCUGACUUGACAAGUUCUAGCAGCCUGGGCCAGUGUUUAAAUCCUGCUUUCGUUCAUGCAGUUGCUGUUCCAGAGGUUGACAUGCUUGAUAAAUUCGACAAGGUAUGUGCUGUAGCUAGGGGUGAUGGUGCUGUAAGUGUAAUAAGUAUUGAAUCAGGCCUCGCAGCUCCAAAAGCAAAAGGCUCCAUAAAACCCCGGAAGGGAUCUCAAUCAAAAUCAAAAGAUGGCAGUUCAUCUACCAAUAUGGGUGCGGAUCAAAAUGGAAAGACACUGCAUUUGGAUUCCUCAUUGGGUGGCCAUUCGGCGGCUGUUUCUUGCGUGGCCUUUUCGUUAUUUGGAGAGAGAGGGAAGUACAUACUAUCUGGUGGAAAUGACUGCUCGGUGAAGUUAUGGAAUUGUUCCAGUUAUUUUCAUGCUGGAUCAAGCAGCAGCAACAGCGAUUUUUUAUAUAUGAACAUCACUCUGCCUGAAAAAGUCAAUUGGCUGUGUACCCGACCUGCUGAAACAAACAACCUUAUUGUAUGUGACACAUCAAAAGUAGUAAAGGUUUAUUCUGGAUGUCAGGUUGCCCCGCGGGGCCCGGGGGGGCUUGGUAAAGGUGGCAUAGUUACAUCAAGGAAGUUUCACCUGAGGUACGCGAUGACUUCAACCCUUCAACCUCCGGAAAACAGCCUCCCACCACCACCAUCCUACUGCUCACCUUUCUUACUGAUUCUGUCACCAUCCUCUCCCAAGCUCAGCUUUAAUGGGCAUUUUCUACUUUCAUAUAAACUCAUUACGCUUCACCACUUCAAGAAGCGAAGGCUCCGAGAUUAUCAGAUGACGGAAUCUGGGGUUCUCCUCUGCAACACUUGUGGGGAACAAGUUGGGCUUAAUGCCAAUGGAGAGCUGUUCGUGGCUUGUCAUCACUGCGAUUUCCCAAUUUGCAAGUCUUGUUAUGAUUAUGAAAUCAAUGAGGGGCGAAGUGAGUGUCUGAGGUGUGGCAUUCCCUAUGAAGAUAAAACAAUUGAUAAUAAUGAGGCAGAGGGUUCUGGAAACCAAUCCACAAUUGCUGAUGAGUUCAGUAAUCCUCAGGAUGUUGGUCUACAUGCUAGACAUGUCAGUACAGUGUCCACUGUGGAAAGUGAAGUAAAUGGUGAAUCAGGGAAUCCAAUCUGGAAAAAUAGAGUAGAGAGCUGGAAGUCAAAGGACAAAAAGAACAAGAAAAAAAAGGAAAAGAAAGAUCAACCUAAGGCAGAAAAUGAGGCCCCGAUACCGCCAGAACAGCAGCAUAUGGAAGAAAUACAGCCAUCAUCAGAGGGUGCUGAGCCACUUUCGGCAAUCAUUCCAGUCUCAAGAACCAAAAUCUUGCCAUACAGAAUUGUGAUUAUUAUGCGACUAAUAAUCCUGGGGCUUUUCUUCCAUUAUCGAGUUACAAAUCCUGUUGAUAGUGCUUAUCCUCUGUGGUUGACAUCGGUCAUCUGUGAGAUAUGGUUUGCAUAUUCCUGGGUGUUAGAUCAGUUCCCUAAAUGGUCUCCCAUCAACAGGGAAACCUACCUUGACAGGCUGUCUGCAAGGUUUGAAAGAGAGGGUGAACCCAAUGAGCUUGCUGCUGUAGAUUUCUUCGUCAGUACAGUCGAUCCUUUGAAAGAACCACCAUUGAUCACUGCAAAUACAGUUCUUUCUAUCCUUGCAGUAGACUAUCCUGUCGAUAAAGUUUCCUGUUAUGUGUCAGAUGAUGGUGCUGCGAUGCUGUCAUUUGAAUCUCUUGUAGAGACAGCUGACUUUGCAAGGAAAUGGGUUCCAUUUUGCAAGAAGUAUUCAAUUGAACCACGAGCUCCUGAGUUUUACUUCUGUCAGAAGAUUGACUACUUGAAGGACAAAAUUCAGCCUUCUUUCGUCAAAGAACGUAGAGCAAUGAAAAGGGACUAUGAAGAGUUCAAAGUGCGGGUUAAUGCUUUGGUGUCGAAGGCUCAGAAAACACCAGAAGAAGGAUGGACUAUGCAAGAUGGAACACCUUGGCCAGGAAACAAGACUCGAGAUCAUCCUGGCAUGAUUCAGGUUUUCCUUGGACGCAGUGGUGCCCAUGACAUAGAAGGAAAUGAGCUUCCCAGGCUUGUCUAUGUUUCCAGAGAGAAAAGGCCAGGCUACCAACACCACAAGAAAGCGGGUGCUGAAAAUGCAUUGGUGAGGGUAUCUGCAAUUCUCACAAAUGCUCCCUACAUUCUCAAUCUUGAUUGUGACCAUUAUGUUAACAACAGCAAGGCUGUUCGGGAGGCAAUGUGUUUUUUGAUGGAUCCUCAAGUUGGCCGAGAUGUAUGUUAUGUACAAUUUCCUCAGAGAUUUGAUGGUAUUGAUCGUAGUGACCGAUAUGCCAAUCGCAAUGUAGUUUUCUUUGAUGUUAACAUGAAAGGACUUGAUGGUAUUCAAGGACCAAUGUACGUGGGAACUGGAUGUGUUUUCAAUAGGCAGGCACUUUAUGGCUAUAGCCCUCCGUCCAUGCCCAACUUACCAGGAUCCUCUUCAUCCUGCUGCUGCCCCUCUAAGAAGUCCACCAAAGAUGCUUCAGAGGUGUAUAGAGAUGCAAAGCGGGAAGAACUUGAUGCUGCCAUUUUUAAUCUCACAGAGAUUGACAAUUAUGAUGAGCAUGAAAGAUCAAUGUUGAUUUCACAAAGGAGCUUUGAGAAAACAUUUGGCUUGUCAUCUGUUUUCAUUGAAUCUACUCUAUUAGAGAAUGGAGGGGUUCCAGAAUCUAUAAAUCCCUCAAUGCUGAUCAAGGAGGCCAUACAUGUAAUUAGCUGUGGCUAUGAAGAGAAGACUGAAUGGGGAAAAGAGAUUGGCUGGAUCUAUGGUUCAGUUACUGAGGAUAUCUUGUCAGGGUUCAAGAUGCAUUGUCGAGGUUGGAGAUCAAUUUACUGUGUGCCAACGAGGCCUGCAUUCAAAGGGUCAGCACCCAUCAAUUUGUCUGACCGAUUGCACCAAGUUUUGCGAUGGGCUCUUGGAUCAGUUGAGAUUUUCCUUAGUAGGCACUGUCCACUUUGGUAUGGGUAUGGAGGUGGCCGCCUUAAAUGGCUGCAGAGACUGGCAUAUAUCAAUACUAUUGUUUACCCAUUCACGUCCCUUCCUCUCAUUGCUUAUUGUUGUUUGCCAGCAAUCUGCCUUCUCACUGGAAAGUUUAUCAUACCGACGCUUUCCAACCUUGCAAGUGUCCUCUUUCUUGGGCUUUUCUUCUCCAUCAUAGUGACCAGUGUGCUUGAGUUGCGUUGGAGCGGGGUUGGUAUCGAAGAUUUGUGGCGUAAUGAGCAAUUCUGGGUGAUUGGAGGCGUUUCUGCCCAUCUAUUUGCUGUCUUCCAAGGAUUUCUGAAGAUGUUAGCUGGUGUUGAUACUAACUUCACUGUCACUGCCAAGGCUGCCGAUGACACUGAGUUUGGUGAACUAUAUAUGAUCAAGUGGACCACACUCUUGAUUCCCCCAACUUCCCUUAUUGUGAUUAACAUAGUUGGUGUUGUUGCCGGGUUUUCUGAUGCACUUAAUGGAGGAUAUGAAUCCUGGGGUCCACUUUUUGGGAAGGUGUUCUUUGCCUUCUGGGUCAUUUUUCAUCUCUACCCAUUCCUCAAGGGUCUCAUGGGUCGUCAAAAUAGGACUCCAACUAUAGUUGUCCUAUGGUCAGUUCUUCUUGCCUCUGUCUUCUCUCUUAUAUGGGUCAAGAUAAACCCGUUUGUGAGCAAAGUGGACAGUACAACUAUCUCUCAGGAAUGCAUCGCUAUUGACUGCUAAGUCAAUAAAAGGAUGUGCAAAAGAUUUGGAUCGUGUUGAUUAUGAGUUCCUCUAAGUCAUAGAUAUGACUUCUUUUUUGAACUGUUCUGUAGCCGUUUGGCAGUGAGUUGAAAAUUUGUAUACUUUUUUAAAUUGGAGAAAAUCCUGUGUCAUCUUGUUUAAACAUCAGGUUACAGUUUGUCUAUGUAAAAAUGAUUGUAUUUCCAAUUGUGUAUUAUAUAUUGAGAUAAUACAGGGAAUUGGGAAUGAUUGACACGCA